CCAUGUUAUCCAGGAUGGUCUUGAUCUCCUGACCUCAUGAUCCACCCACCUUGGCCUCCCAAAGUGCUGGGAUUAUAGGCAUGAGCCACCACCCGGGCAAAUUUUUUAUUUUUAGUAGAGAUGGGGUUUCACUAUGUUGGCCAGGAUGGUCUCAAUCUCCUGCCUGACCUUGUGAUCCGCCCACCUCAGCCUCCCAAAGUGCUAGGAUUACUGACGUGAGCCACCACUCCCGGCCUUAAUGCAUAUUCUUAAAUAUACAAAGGUAGAUUUAUUAUGAAAAUUGCUUUGGGGCUCUAAUGACCUACCUUUUAAGAAUGAGAAACUGCUGGGCUUAAGGGAAUUCAGAAUGAAUCAAGAUUGAACCAUUCAAAUGUGGCUGUGAUUUCUGCAUAUAUCAUAGAUGGGAUCCUUCUGAGAAUACUGGAAUAGGGAAUUAGGACACCAAGCCAAUUCAGCUGUGAACCUUAUUCUUGUACUUUUCUUGCUGGUAAUUUUAUGGAGCAGGUUAAGAAAGCUGCUCUGUGUUAGGAUAAACUAUACCAAUAAUGUUGACAACCUGUGAUGAGUGUUGCAUUUUACUUCUUGUAUCUUUUCCUUCCUAUCUUGAUGCCAGUAAUUUAUAAGGGAUCUUUAUAGUUUGAAUGUAUUUGAAUAACUUCAGUUUACUUUAGCUCUACUUUUUUAUUUGACUCACAACAAUUCUUAGGUCUCAAGUAUUCCCAUGUGUUUUAAAAGCCUGAAGUCAGUGAGAUGAAAUUCAACAUCAAGAAUUUGAAGUAACUUGUAAGGAAAAAUAAUAUAAAGAUACCAUUGGGGCAGUGGCUCACACCUGUAAUCUCAGCACUUUGGGAGGCUGAGGUGGAAGGAUCACUUAAAGCCAGAGUUUGAGACCGGCCUGUGCAACACAGCAAGACCGCGUCUUUACAAAACCUUAAAAAAUUAGCUGGGCGUGCUGAUGCUCACCCAUAGUUCCAGCUACUCGGGAAGCUGAGGCAGUAAGAUCACUUGAGCCCAGGAGGCCGAUCCUGAAGUGAACUGUGAUUGUUCCACUACAGUCCAGCCUGGGUGACAGAGAAAAGAAAAAGAAAACAUUACAUAAUUUGGCUAGAGCAUAAUAAUUUGAUUUUCUGGUUUUUUAAAAUUUGAGUUGCAAUAAAAGGAUAUUUCAAUGUGCGAUUUCAACUUUCAGUAGCAAAUGUAUAUACAGAAAAACGUUAAAAUGGAUGUAUUUGAGUACCUUAAAAAUGAGAAACUGGAAGAAAGAUAAUAUUGUAAAGCAUCUACAUAUAUCCUAGGCCUUUUGUGUACAAGGUUAUUUGUGACGAUUGUAAGGUAUUAUGAAGGCAGGUAGGAUUAUCUCCGUUUUGCAGAUAGGGAAGCUGAGGCCUAGAGGUGGAAACUUGCCCAGUGAUGUAAGAUUCAUACCGCGGUUAUGCCCUCCUGGAAAGCCCUUCCCAACAUACUAUGUUGUCCAUAGAGGGAAAAAUGAGCAAAGACAGAUGACUUAACUUUGGUAUGUGACUAAGAUAUAGGAAAUUUAUAGAGGAGGUUCCAUCAAUGUGCCGACUUACUCUGUGUUUUAUGUUCUGAGAACGAUUACCAGCCAUCUCAAAUUCUGUGGUUGUCAAAGCUCCGCCGGGGUUGUUGCUGGUUGGCCCCCAUUUGCUUCGAGACUUUGAUGCCAGGGCAGGUUGAGAGGAACUGACUUCAGCUGAAUUUGAUCUUGGAUCUGGGAAAGAGAAAUGCUUUGAAAAUCAUGGCAACUCUGGGAGGUUUAAAAGAUAUUAAUGUAUCCUGGAGAGUUUGAGGCUUUGCAGAAACUUACUGGCAGAGCAGAAUGAUUCUGAAAAAUGCUACAUCAGUGAGGGGAUAAAAUAAUUGAUAAGGUAUUUUCUGCCAACUCGGGUAUUCACUUAGCAUUGUUUAUCCUUUAAGAUAUGUAUACACAUACUUCCUCUGUGAGUUUAUCCUACUUCCAAAGUUUUAUCCCCAGCCUCAGCCUUGCUUUGGGUCUCCAGGCCCAAGUUUCUCACCAUCUCUUGGAUGAUUGCUCCAGCCCACUCUGCUGCCACCUGGGAUCCAACAUGUUCAAACCCAGCUGUGAACUUCACAGAGUAUUGAAAGAGCCUUUGCUUCAGCAGUUUAUGUUUUUAAGACGGAGGCUUGGGUCAUGUUAUCUCUCUCCACCAAUGUGUAAGUUGAAAGUCCUGUUAGGUAAAAGUUUUUGGAAGACCCAUGUUUUGUGCUUUUUGGGUUUCAGUAUAGGGUUUUUUCCUGCAGGGCUAGAGGGAAAGUACCCCAGCAUUUCCAAUCAGUGGGGUGCAAAAUUAUUUGGGUCUACAGCUUUACCUAUUCCUUUCAGGAACAUUUUUGAAAAAACACAUCUUAAACCAUGUGCAACUGCUGAAUGCUGAUGUUUGGCCGUCUUCUACUUAAAAAAAAUAGGCCAGCAGUUUGUAAAUUCAAGCUAAUAUAUGAACUUUUUGAAAAAGUUGUUCUGGGACACUAAAACGUAAGACGGACGCCAGAUUUCCAGUGCAAGGGGAGGAGAAACCCGAGCAACAUCACUUCCCUGAAAACCUAGCUCCUGCGCGCGGCCGGAGACUGUGACUCCAUACGCCGGUGUUACUUACCCGGGCCCGCGCCUGCCUCGCCACACCUCGUUUUGCGGCCGCCGUAAAGCGCGGAUGCGCGGCGUGGCCACGCCCCUUCAGUGCUUGUGACGCAGGCGCCCUGGGCUUUUUGGGCGGGAAAAAGUAGUAGUCUUGGGUUGUACCCGGCGCGGCUGGGAGCAGCUGAUUCCUCUGGGGCCGUAUACCCGCCCGGCAUGGGGCUGCUGGACCUUUGCGAGGAAGUGUUCGGCACUGCCGACCUUUACCGGGUGCUGGGCGUGCGACGCGAGGCCUCCGACGGUGAGGUCCGACGAGGCUACCACAAGGUGUCCCUACAGGUACACCCGGACCGGGUGGGCGAGGGCGACAAGGAGGACGCUACCCGCCGCUUCCAGAUCUUGGGAAAAGUCUAUUCCGUUCUCAGUGACAGAGAACAGAGAGCAGUGUACGAUGAGCAGGGAACAGUGGACGAGGACUCUCCUGUGCUCACCCAAGACCAAGACUGGGAGGCGUAUUGGCGGCUACUCUUUAAAAAGAUAUCUUUAGAGGACAUUCAAGCUUUUGAAAAGACAUACAAAGGUUCGGAAGAAGAGCUGGCUGAUAUUAAGCAGGCCUAUCUGGACUUCAAGGGUGACAUGGAUCAGAUCAUGGAGUCUGUGCUUUGCGUGCAGUACACAGAGGAACCCAGGAUAAGGAAUAUCAUUCAGCAAGCUAUUGACGCCGGAGAGGUCCCAUCCUAUAAUGCCUUUGUCAAAGAAUCGAAACAAAAGAUGAAUGCAAGGAAAAGGAGGGCUCAGGAAGAGGCCAAAGAAGCAGAAAUGAGCAGAAAGGAGUUGGGGCUUGAUGAAGGCGUGGAUAGCCUGAAGGCAGCCAUUCAGAGCAGACAAAAGGAUCGGCAAAAGGAAAUGGACAAUUUUCUGGCUCAGAUGGAAGCAAAGUACUGCAAAUCUUCCAAAGGAGGAGGGAAAAAAUCUGCUCUCAAGAAAGAAAAGAAAUAAUGGAAUUUUUCUCUUCAAAGGUCCUUAGGUGUAAAUUGAUGCCAUCGUAGGCAAGGUGCAGGCAAGAUUUGAAGGCAAAAGUCAAUUCAAUUCUUGAGAAAAGAUGUCUUUCCAGCCUGAAUUUUUCAGAUUGACUAGACCAAGCAGAAUCUCUCAACCUGAUCUUAGUAUUUCCUAGAAAGCACUUGACAUUGUGUGAGGUCUUACCUGAAGGAACUUGGUGGUGACAGUUGGGAGGGUGGAGGGAGGCAGUGUCCUUCCUGACAGCACUUGCCUCCACGGAUCUUCUAUACACAGAACUCUUAUCUAGGAUGUGGUUCUGUUUAUGCUGCUUUCUGCGAUGUGCGUGUCUGUUAGAAUUAGACUCUCUACCCAGCUAGAACACCUUCCAGACACUUGCUGGACAGCUAUCUUCCACAUACUUCCCAGUUUACAUUUGGUCUUAAUGAUCUUGAAUAGAUCCUCUCUUCAUUUUACUUAGCCAGGUUUUGUACUGAUGUACAGGUGUUAAAUUACUUCAAGCAUUUUUGUAAGAGUUGUAUAUGAUUAAAUAAAAAAGGUAAAACAUGAUGAUUACGUUCUGGGGGCUUUGUAAAUGAUCCCAGUAAAAUGUGACCUAGAAAAAAUAUGAAUCGUGUUUAGGAUGAGAGAAAAGGGGAAAACAAUAGCUCUGAUCAGCUUUAUAAGAGAGCCUGGUUUCCCUAGCAUAAAGAGAUGUAUGUUGUAGUCCUGCCACUAAUUGCUGAAGUCCUGCCAUUAAUUGCUGAAUGUCUUCAGUUGGGCCACUGAGCUUGUCUGAAUCUGUUUCCUUUUAUAAAAGAGUUAUUACAUCAAAA
Molecule: messenger RNA, 4446 nt
Organism: Nomascus leucogenys (northern white-cheeked gibbon)
Lineage: Eukaryota; Metazoa; Chordata; Mammalia; Primates; Hylobatidae
Gene: DNAJC9
Product: DnaJ heat shock protein family (Hsp40) member C9
Cellular component (GO): cytoplasm; nucleus
Molecular function (GO): heat shock protein binding
Source: RefSeq, a predicted model, not a curated record